This is a messenger RNA of Octopus sinensis (East Asian common octopus), 1515 nucleotides long. Its product is annotated as MAP3K12-binding inhibitory protein 1. The coding region runs from base 24 to 1055 and encodes 343 amino acids. Lineage: Eukaryota; Metazoa; Mollusca; Cephalopoda; Octopoda; Octopodidae. The transcript has 9 exons. The record is from RefSeq and is a predicted model, not a curated record.
GUUAAUUCCCUUGAAUCGUCAAAAUGGCUGAGCUUCAAAAACGUGUUUUUCACAAAAUUCGCCGAUUUCUUUCUUUUGUAAUCAACGACCAGAAAGUGGCGACUGGCAGUCUCGACCAUUGCCUACUCUCUGCUCCUGAUAUACCGAAGGAACUUUUUGUACCAGCAUUGGACCAUUUAGUAAACCAGUUAACUAAAAUCAAAAGUGAAUUAGAAACCCUAAAGUCUGACCCCCCGACUGAGAUUGAAGAGAUUCCGUCAUCUGACAAUGGUGAUACAUAUACAGAGAUACCCCAGGAAGCUGCACAGACAAACCAAGAAGCCACAAUGCUUCCACAGUUUGCCUCCGGAGGUCAAAAGGUUGAGUUGGAGGUUGAUUCUUCCAUGAGAAAAUCCUGCAUUGAUAAAAAUUUAAUCCAAAUCACAGCAAAUAAAGCUGAGAUAGACAGGCGGAUUGCUGCUUUCAUUGAACAGAAAAGGUUGGACGUUGACGAGGAGAACAAACGGGAAUUUUGCUCGGAAUUCUUUCCUUAUCACAUGGAGAAAGAACACUGUGCUAGAACAGGGGCUGUGUUUGUCCCCCGGUUUGGAACCAGGAGUCAUGUUACUGUGUCUCGUAUAGAAAACAUCAAUGGCCCACAGCUGCACAUCCCCAGCAGUGUCCCUUCCUUUUCGUUGUUCUCCAAAAUUAAACAGGAAACAGAGAACCCAGUUGCAGUGAAACAGGAACCAAGCAACUUGUUUUCAGGAGUUGAAGAACGAGUCUCCAACAUGGCAUCUCACCUCCACAUAGAAUAUGACUCCAAGAAAUCCCAAGUCUUUGACACGUUGAAACAACUGGAAAAAAGGAUUCUGUUUCUGGAAAGUCUCUCACCUGAGUAUUUUGAAUUUCACAAUCAGUUGGCUCCUGAGAGGAAACGGAAACAAUUUGGGAGCAGCAGUGGUGCCAGUAGAAGUGAAAACCACUCCAAUCAGGAUUUGAGUAUGUGGGAAAUAAACCAUCGGAUGAAAGCCCUGCGGGAGUCAUUGAAGCAGAAACGGAUGAGAACUAUGUAGGACGUCACCUGUUGCAGCAUCAUGGCCUCUGCAUCAUCAUUGCCUCCACUCACCCACAGCAUUGGACACCUCUGCCUUCAACAUUACUUUCAUUAUCACCAUCAUCAUCAUCAUCUCUAUAUUUUAUGGGUGCAUCACAUCAUCACCAUCAUCACUACCACCACCACCACCAUCAAUCACCAUCAGUCAUCAUUAACCUCUUAACAUAAACCUCUUAACUUUCAAUUUCCAUGCAAAAAUAUCAUAUUUAAAAAAAUUUAUUUUGAAUUUAUAUAAAAGGAAGAAUCAAUCCACAAAUUAUUUUGGAUCAGUUCUGAUUUAUUAUGAAGUUACUGACACCUCAACUUGCAUGGAAUUUUCAUCCCAAAUUAUUUCAGCUUUUUUUUUUUAGAGCAAAAAAAAAGAAUAACGAAAUAACUGAAAUUACCAAGAAAUCUUUUUACGAUGCAUAUUUUGAAAA